AUGUCGACACUCGAGGAUCUGGACGCCAUGGAGCACCAGGACAAGAAGGAAGGCGAGGACCAAGAUCCCAAGAAGCCCAACCAGGGCGGCGAUGCCGACAUGAAGGAUGCCGAUGGUGACAAGAAGGAAGAGGAGGAGGAAGAGGUCCUGGACUCAGAUAUCCUCAACUCGAGCACAAGAGACAUCAUCACAAGGCGGCGAUUGCUGGAAAACGACACGCGCAUCAUGCGCUCAGAGUUCCAGCGCCUAAAUCACGAGAAGCAAGCCAUGCUUGAGAAGAUCAAGGACAAUGUUGACAAGAUUGACAACAACCGCCAACUCCCAUACCUCGUCGGCAACGUUGUCGAGAUCCUUGACCUGGACGUCGAAGCAGAUGCCGCUGAAGAAGGCGCCAACGUCGAUCUGGAUGCUACACGCGUGGGGAAGUCCGCCGUCAUCAAGACAUCUACUCGCCAAACAAUUUUCCUUCCCCUCAUCGGUCUUGUCGACCACGAGAAGCUCAAGCCUGGUGAUUUGAUCGGUGUCAACAAGGACUCAUACCUCAUUCUCGACACACUUCCCGCCGAGUACGACAGCAGAGUCAAGGCUAUGGAGGUUGAUGAGAAGCCCACUGAAAAGUACACCGACGUUGGUGGUCUGGAUAAGCAGAUUGAAGAGUUGGUCGAGGCUGUUGUCUGGCCCAUGAAGGAGGCUGAGCGUUUCAAGAAGAUUGGAAUCAAGGCCCCUAAAGGUGCCCUCAUGUACGGCCCACCCGGUACCGGAAAGACCCUCCUCGCUCGUGCUUGCGCCGCCCAAACGGAAGCCACUUUCCUCAAGCUCGCCGGUCCUCAACUCGUUCAAAUGUUCAUCGGUGAUGGUGCCAAGUUGGUGCGUGACUGCUUCGCUCUGGCCAAGGAGAAGGCUCCCUCAAUCAUCUUCAUCGAUGAGCUUGAUGCUGUUGGUACCAAGCGUUUCGACAGUGACAAGAGUGGUGAUCGUGAAGUUCAGCGCACUAUGCUUGAGCUCCUGAACCAGCUUGAUGGUUUCGCCAGUGAUGACAGAAUCAAGGUUCUUGCCGCAACAAACAGAGUCGACGUUUUGGAUCCUGCUCUGCUCCGUUCAGGUCGUCUUGACCGCAAGAUCGAGUUCCCCUUGCCUAAUGAGGAGUCUCGUGCUCAGAUUCUUCGCAUUCACAGCAGAAAGAUGACUGUUGAUGAAGGUGUCAACUGGCCUGAGUUGGCAAGAAGUACCGAUGAGUUUGGUGGUGCUAUGCUCAAGGCUGUCUGUGUCGAAGCUGGAAUGAUUGCACUACGUUCAGGACAAUCAAAGAUCACCCACGAACAUUACGUCGAUGCGAUUGCUGAGGUGCAAUCGAAGAAGAAGGAAUCAAUCUCAAUCUACGCCUAA
Aureobasidium melanogenum CBS 110374 is the source of this 1386-nucleotide messenger RNA. RefSeq names its product 26S proteasome subunit P45. The transcript has 4 exons. Bases 1 to 1386 code for a protein of 461 amino acids. NCBI's taxonomy places the organism in Eukaryota, Fungi, Ascomycota, Dothideomycetes, Dothideales, Saccotheciaceae. Gene Ontology annotation, cellular component: proteasome regulatory particle, base subcomplex. The record is from RefSeq and is a predicted model, not a curated record. Gene Ontology annotation, molecular function: proteasome-activating activity; ATP binding; ATP hydrolysis activity. Gene Ontology annotation, biological process: proteasome-mediated ubiquitin-dependent protein catabolic process.